Molecule: messenger RNA, 1914 nt
Organism: Lodderomyces elongisporus
Lineage: Eukaryota; Fungi; Ascomycota; Pichiomycetes; Serinales; Debaryomycetaceae
Gene: SPB4
Product: putative ATP-dependent RNA helicase
Exons: 1
Coding region: 1-1914 (637 amino acids)
Cellular component (GO): nucleolus
Molecular function (GO): ATP binding; RNA helicase activity; nucleic acid binding
Source: RefSeq, a predicted model, not a curated record
AUGCAAACAAAUAAAGGGUCGCUUUUAUGGGAGAAUUUACGUGUCGAUUUAGAGCCUUGGCUCAAAGAUGCCAUUCGUUCUUUAAACUACCCAACUAUGACACCAGUCCAAGCGUCAACAAUUCCGUUAUUGAGUGGGAAUAAAGAUGUCAUUGUGGAAGCAGUAACGGGAUCAGGAAAGACACUUGCAUUUGCCAUUCCUGUACUUCAAAAAGUAUCAAAAAGAUUAUAUCAAGUACCAGAGGGCGAAGAAAAACCAGAGCCUGUCAAGAGAGGUCACAUGCUUGCUAUUGUUAUGGCUCCUACAAGAGAGCUUGCGAAGCAGAUCCAAAUGGUUUUUGACAAAGUUCUUGAACUCUUGCCAGAAGAAGACAGCUAUGAACCAAGGAUAAAGACCCAAUUACUAGUUGGCUUUUUGGGUAAUGUGAGAGAAGAUCUCGAUUCCUACCAGGAAAACCGUCCGCAAAUCCUAAUUGCAACGCCAGGACGUUUACUAGACUUUAUGUCAUUGCAAAUAGUAAAAACCUCGUCAUUGGAGAUUGUAAUCUUGGAUGAGGCAGAUAAAUUGCUCGAUAUGUCUUUUGAAACUGAUGUUAUCAAGAUUUUGAAAAUGUUACCAAAACAACGACGAACAGGACUUUUUUCAGCUACCAUAUCAGCUGCAGGUGAUACCAUUUUUAGAACUGGAAUGAAUAACCCUGUUAAGUUGCAAGUCAAGACCAAAAACUUUCUUGGAGAGCAAAACAAUGCUCCUACAUCGUUGCAGUUGUCCUAUAUGAUGAUUGAACCAGAACAUAAGUUGACUACAAUGUUGCAGAUGUUGAGAGACAACCAGUUUAAAAAGGCAAUUGUUUAUUUCCCAACUUGUACCUCGGUAAAACAUUUCUAUCAAAUGUUAUCGAAAUUGUGUAAAUCCAGUGCAAACGAUAUUGAUAUCUCUGCUUUACUGUUUUUUUCGCUUCAUGGUCAAUUAACAACAAAGUCACGGUUAAACACGUUGGAGAAAUUCACCGAAGGUAAUGAUGAAAGUAAGAAAUAUAUCUUGAUGGCAACAGAUGUUGCCGCCAGAGGUAUCGAUAUUCCCGAUGUGGAUUUAGUAAUUCAAAUCGAUCCACCCACGGACCCUAGUGUAUUUUUACAUAGGUGUGGUCGAACAGGAAGAGCAAAUAAAGUUGGUAGAGCAAUUGUCAUGUUGAACAAUGAUACCCAAGAGGAAGAUUACGUUGGGUUCAUGGAGGUGAAGAGCGUCUUUAUGACGAAAAUUGAUCCACCCGAAGAUAAGGAUAACCACAGUUUUCAUAAUAAAUUCCAGAAGAAGUUGCGAAAAUACAUGCUUGAAGAUCGAGCACGUCAUGAACUUGCAGUAAAAUCGUAUGUUGGGUUUGUUCGAUAUUACUCAAAGCACAUUGCAAGUCUGAUUUUCCGUUUGGCAUCUCUUGACUAUAUUGCCAUUGCCAAGAUGUACGGGCUUUUACGUUUACCCAAGAUGCCAGAGUCCCGAUAUAUUGAGAAUGAGAAGAUGCCUGAAGACGGUUGGCUUGGCGAGGUUGUUGACAUGGAUACUUAUGCAUACUUGGACAAGUCUGCUGAAAAGGCAAGAUUGGAGAAUUUGGAAAAGGAUAAAUUGGCCAAAGCCGAGAAUGCAAAGAGGCGAAAAGAGUUGAAGGUGAAGAAUGAAGCAUGGUCUAGUAAGACAGAGAAGAGAGAGACAAAGCUGGAGAGAAAGGAAAAGAUGAAAAGGAAAAGAGAGGCGAUUGAAAAACAAUUGGAGGCAGAACAAGAGCGUGGCGGUUUGGAUGAAGAGGAGGUGAAGGAAGAUUGGAAGGAUUUGGUGAGGAAGAAUAAGAAGAAGCAGAAGAGCAAUGGGGGAGGUGGAGGUGGAGGAGUUUUACAGGGGUCAUUUGAUGACUUAUAG